AUGUCCGAGCAGACCGUUGAGUUUGUUGCCGAGACACUGGAGCUGCUACCGCCUUUUUCAUUUUCGAAAAAACCUAUCCGUUCUGUUUACAACUCCCUGGGGAUCUCCCAAAUCCUUCUUCACCAUGCUCCAGACGAAAAUGGGCCGACUUCGAAACCAUCUCUCAACAAUAUAAACUACGAUGAGCAGAUCCGAGCCCCUCGCAUGACCCUGGCUUCCUCCCACUAUACACAUCUGCCAAAAAAUAGGCCGGAUUUGGCUCCCGCUGAUGUGGAUCAUGAAGAGAGUAAGCCAUACGAACCAGCUACUUUUGACCUCAACGCCGUCACGCGGCGGAAUCUGGCCCCACUCAGCCGUAACUCGCUGCUGCUGCUUUUGGACGCCUACUUCCCUUCAAAUCUGCCCCAAAGCGGCACUUCCCAUAGAUCGGGCUCCUCUAGCUCGCAUACACUGGCAUCCGAACUGACGGUGCGCCUGGAUCUGCUGAAGAUCCAAAGAGCGUUGCUUAAUUUGCUGGAAAACACCACUUCCACGGAAAGAGGAAAUCACAGUGACUACGCUGCACGCUCAGCCCGCCACAGAGCAAAUGGCCACAUGGUGGAUGCGAGAGGCGCUUCUCUUCAGCAUGUGUACAGCUUGAAGAAGCCGCUCUGCACUCCGGCAGUGCUAAGGCCACCUGGCGAGAGUGAACUUGAAAAUGCCAGUGAAGUCGACUCCUCGUCGCCCCAUUCAGAAAUUAGAGAGUACCCGUUUCAAAUGCCAGUCCACGAUGAGGCUCACGACGUAUCAACCUGUGAAAACUCGACUGAACCAACGCACGAACACUGGAGGCCCAACUCUUCCCUGGAACACUGCACCAAGUGUUUUGAUGCGUUUGGGAGCUUUUUCAGUCCGCAGCGUAAACGCAGACACCAUUGUCGCUUCUGCGGGUUCUUGUACUGCGUCAACUGUUUGUUUAAGAACAAAGAGCUGGUUCUGAGCUCCAGCACAGUGCACAGUCCAAGUAAGCGGUCGAGCUCAAGCUCCUCCAACUCCAGUGGCUACUCGGUGUUCCCAUCCAAUACCUCCUCUCCGGCGUCGUCGGAACAUGCAUCGGGCGUUAUGAUGGACUCAAAGGCUCGGCUAGUGGUACCGAUUUUCACCAAUCUACGUCAGGACCAGAAAAGCCUCGUCAACAUGCGCCAGCGGUUCAAGAGCUGCAAAGUCUGCAAGCUGUGUGGACAGAACUACUUGAAGUUGGUGCAAGCGCUAAACUUGCGGAUGGAGAAAACUCAAGACGUUUCCGUGCCCUACGCAUUCAUUGAAAACCCCUAUUCCAAUACAGAUCCUGACAGCAUCAUGCCUGGCGGAGCUUUAGAUAGCAGCGUCAGCAGCUUGUGCAGCGAAGAGGCCGCCCAUGUUGCCCAGAGUUCACAUCAGGAUAGGCGCCGCAGCUCAUUGGCAAACAACGUGCCACUGGACUGGACGUGGAGCUCAUUUUAA
This is a messenger RNA of Candidozyma duobushaemuli, 1482 nucleotides long. RefSeq lists its product as uncharacterized. The coding region runs from base 1 to 1482 and encodes 493 amino acids. Gene Ontology annotation, molecular function: metal ion binding. The record is from RefSeq and is a predicted model, not a curated record. The transcript has a single exon. Lineage: Eukaryota; Fungi; Ascomycota; Pichiomycetes; Serinales; Metschnikowiaceae.